CGUAAAGAUUUUACUCGCACGCUUUCGCGUUUCCGAAAAAAAAAAAAAAAAACUAAAAUUCUGAAUGCAAAAAAAAAGCUGUCAACAUACGACGUCGUAUAGAAUUUGAUUUUUAAUAAAAAUUAGUUGUUCUUAAAAUAAACGACGACGACAUCGUAUCGAUUCACUUUCCCGCCAUCUCUCUCUCAUCGUCGUCUCCUUCUCCUAGAAAUCCCUAAUUCACAGAAACCCUAAACUCUGAAAUUGCUCUUUUUCUUUGUCUGUGAGGAUGGUAUCGCUAAACUGCAAGUACCACACUCUAAUUCAGUUUUUGAAUUCUCGAGGCUUUCUCAAGGAGAAACAAUUUCAUUCAAUCUUCACCAGCGUCACCGGUAGAAACCCAGGAGCUGCUGAGAAGAUAUUUGACAAGUACCUUACUCAUGUUCGCUUUGAGUUGAUGGAUUGUGGAGAUCAGCAGGAUGGCCAUGUUUGUAACGGUGUGGACCGUGUGGUUAACAAAGUCUCCAAUGAUCAACCCAAAGUCAGGACUAAAUUUUCUGUUCCCCAGACUGCCUUCUUUAAAGGCAUUAUAGAAGCAAUGGUACAGGAUGAAGCUGCCCGAGGUUGGUUAUCGGGCUCUGAGGCCCUCAAUAUCCAAUUGGAGAACCAGGUACCACCAAGUGAAGCCAGCAGCUGUCAACAGCAAGUCCCUCCUGCGUUCAAGAACUUUUCAAUGUCUGAAAAGGAAGAAACUCUCGAUGAACUUGUGAAGAACGCCUGGCUGUGCCGCACAAAAGGCGGUUACAUUGGACUUGGUAUGAAAUCUCUUCUUGACCUGCGCAGUUGUUUCAGGGACUAUGAAGUUCCUUCUUGCGAGGUUUGCGAUGAAGCUGAUGGAGUAAAGGCGGAUUUGUGUCCGAACGAGUACUGCCUCAGAAACUUGUUAUCUCAAAGGGAUGAUAAAGCAGCAGUGAAUGAUGAUGAUGAGGACACCGCUACUCAAGCCACAGCUUUCAGUACGAACAAAAGAAAACAUAGGAGUUAAAGAGACUCAGCUGAAAACCUUUCUUCUCAAGCGUCCACUAGGAGAAGAGUAACUCUUAGCGCUACACACUUGAGUUAAGGGGGGAAAACGUUUCAGAACUCCUGUGUUUAGGGGUUAGAUGUAUAUUUUGAUGCCUGUUUCUAUGUCCAAACAUCACCUGACAUUUGGUCUGAUGUAAUGUUCACUUGUGGAACACUGAUGGAGUUCAAACUCUUUGGUUUUAAGGCUACCAUAUAUUUAAAUUGAAAAA
This is a messenger RNA of Brassica rapa (field mustard), 1274 nucleotides long. RefSeq lists its product as uncharacterized. Gene Ontology annotation, biological process: double-strand break repair via homologous recombination. Gene Ontology annotation, cellular component: nucleus; Smc5-Smc6 complex. Lineage: Eukaryota; Viridiplantae; Streptophyta; Magnoliopsida; Brassicales; Brassicaceae. Gene Ontology annotation, molecular function: ubiquitin-protein transferase activity. The record is from RefSeq and is a predicted model, not a curated record.